This is a messenger RNA of Soboliphyme baturini, 1107 nucleotides long. The record is from the annotation of a GenBank genome assembly. NCBI's taxonomy places the organism in Eukaryota, Metazoa, Nematoda, Enoplea, Dioctophymatida, Soboliphymatidae.
AAACUUUCUCAAGAAGAACUGCAGCUGUUGGACGAUAUGUAUGAGAAGGUCUGUCCAUCACAUGAUGAUUUACGAGAAGAAAAAUCGUGGGAUGACUUCCUGCGUGAAGCCGCUGAUCAUACCUACCUGCUUCUCAACCAUUCGUCUAAAACUGUGCCAAAUACUGAUAAAACAUACACGGAUUUCCGGGUUCUUUUGGACAAAAUCUUGAACUGCGGAUAUUUUCACAAAUCCUUACCUGGCCGAGGUGAAAACCAGCCGCCGGAACAAGCAAAGUCUGAUGCUGGUUCGUCAUGUGGCAACGAUGAUAAGGAAAUCGGGAACAAGCUAGAGGACCAACCAACCGAGUUGCGGCCAGAAAUCAGUUCUUCGGAAAAACCGAUCGACGAGGGGUCCUCCUAUUGUCGUCAGGAAGUCUGUGAUCAGACCGUUAUUUCCCAGCUUCACCAGUCUCCGACGGACGUGAUCGGCCCUACCCAGGGGUACGUGCACUUCCUGCAGGAUGAUCAGACAACAUGUCCCCCUAAAGAGUCAACUUUAUAUUGUGAGGCACAAGAUGGUCCGGUAUACAACGUCUCAGGCGGUGCCGUGUUGUUUGCUCAGCCCUCUAACCCGACCUUGCAGCAGAAUCUUUAUCCAAAUGGAUUCCCGAACAGUUUCUGCAGUUUUCCUUCCACCAUGCCGCAGGCAGCGGUUUGUGUUGCUGACAGUAUUCAACUGGCGGAACAGAUGAAGACCGUCACUGUGUCAUGUGAUGCCGAUGUUGCCUCCACUCCUGUUUCAGAACCUGUAACUAUUAUCGAUUUUGAUAGUAUAUUUUUGUAUAGACGAGACGCUGUGCUGAACAAAGGCAACCAGUUCGUCAGGGGAUCAGAAAGGGGCCCUGUACCGCAGGGCAUUUCCAAUCAGAACACGGAAUGUAACGGAAGCCACGCGGUCACCCCUGCCGUUGCUGCCGCCACCUUUGUCACCACAGUCCCUGCACCCCUCAGCGACCCAUCGUCGUUCGAUUCUCAGUUCAAACCGGUACGAAGUCGAGGUGGAAGAGGCCGUGGUGGCUUUAGAGGAGGACCGCGGAACAGUAGCAAUGUACCUUUUCGUGGUUAG